This is a messenger RNA of Phytomonas sp. Hart1, 748 nucleotides long. NCBI's taxonomy places the organism in Eukaryota, Euglenozoa, Kinetoplastea, Trypanosomatida, Trypanosomatidae. The record is from the annotation of a GenBank genome assembly.
GCCUCAGACAACGAAGAUAUGUUGCGAUAUGUCAAGAGGUUACACUUUUUAAACAGAUCAUGGGGUAUGUAUUUGACCGCAUGUAAAUGAUAUUUAUGUCGACAUGCACUGGCACUCCACCGUUCCGUUUGCCUCAAAUUCCAAAGUGUCCGAGGAUUGUCGGCUUAGAAUCGCUAAAAGCAUUUCAUAACUAAGUUUAUGGUUAAAUCAUCCUAUUGGCAUCGCUAUCCAUACGCUAACUUUUAUCAGCGAUUUUCAGCUUUGGGAUGGACGCUAAUAUCAGGUUCAGGUUCUAUUUUUCAUUGAAUUGAGGCUCGUUGUGUCUUUAAAUAAUUAGCGUGACAUGGUGCAAAGCAUAGGUCUCGUAGAAAUUGUUACUUUUUUACGGUGUUCAAGACACCGUUAGGAGUAUUAUAUCUGCAUUAAUAAUGUUGUGUCGAGUCUUACCUUAGUUUUGUCUUACCCCUUUGUGUAUGACUUUAAAGCUCCUUUUGUCCAUGUCAUGUUGUUGGGAUGCACCCCUCCUUGAUAAAAAACCUGAAGGAUUACUGAAGGAAUAUUUCCCUGUCUGCUUAUGUGUCCGUCUGUAUGUGCAUCUGAUGGUUGUUGUUUAUAACAUCGGAAAAUUAGUCGACCCCUAUCUCACAUCUAUAUGUUGGGAGGAAGGCAAUGAAUACAUACAUAAGACUCGAAAAAGUGUAGAGCGAAUACUUUUAUAACAUAUGUUUUUUCCUCACAUUCGAGUAAA